Messenger RNA from Symbiodinium necroappetens, 2265 nucleotides. The record is from the annotation of a GenBank genome assembly. NCBI's taxonomy places the organism in Eukaryota, Dinophyceae, Suessiales, Symbiodiniaceae.
AUGGCGCACAUGUUUGACGGUGCAGCUGCCUUCAAUCAUGAGAUUUUCUCGUGGGAUGUUUCUAACGUGCAGACCAUGAGCCACAUGUUUCAUGGAGCUGUUGCAUUUAAUCAACCACUUGAAUCCUGGGACACGUCCCGCGUUUCAGACAUGACGGCGCUGUUUUCAAAUGCCGAAUCCUUCGACCAGCCGCUUGCCAACUGGAACACGUCAUCCGUGAGAAGCAUGCGCGAGAUGUUCCGAGGUGCUUCGGGCUUCAACAGGCCAGUUGGCUCUUGGAUUACAGGUGCCGUGAUCCGAAUGAAUGGCAUGUUUCAGAACACAGGCAUCUUCAAUCAACCGCUCAGCACAUGGGAUAUGUCGGCGGUGUCCGAUGUGAGCAGCAUGUUCCAAAAUGCGGCAAGCUUCAACUACCCUGUCGGAGCGUGGGAUACAGCUGUUGUGACCAACAUGCGCGGCAUGUUCUCCGGAGCUGCAGUGUUCGAUCAGCCUGUCGGCAUGUGGGACACCUCGUCUGUCAAAGACAUGUCUUUCAUGUUCUCAGAAGCCACCUCCUUUAAUCAGCCUAUCGAAAACUGGACCACUGCUUCUGUAACGAACAUGACCGGCAUGUUCUUUGGGGCAUCAGUGUUCAACAGCUCCCUUCAAGUGUGGGAUACCUCAUCUGUGAGGAGCAUGGCCCACAUGUUUCAGGAGGCAUCGGCAUUCAAUCAGCCCAUCGGCACGUGGGAUACAUCGUCUGUAGCCGACAUGAGCUACAUGUUUGAUGGGGCGGCCGCUUUCAAUCAACCUAUCGGCACCUGGAAUGUUUCAGCAGUCCUUGACACGACUCUCAUGUUCUCUGAGGCAGCGUCCUUCAGCCAGCCCCUGGGGUCAUGGCUUUUGCCCGUCCCGGCGAGCCACGACAUGUUUCGCGGCGCCGAUGCCUUCAAGAGGCCGCCUUGCCCGGGGGGCUUUUCGCCGGCUAUCAACGGAUUAGGCUGCGAGCCUUGUCCUGUGGGGCAGUUCGCUUCUCCUGGAGGCCGGUGUGAGACCUGCCAGCAAGGCUUCGUGCCGACGAGCGAUUCAGAUGGCUGCCAGAAAUGCACGGAUGGGAGCAUCUCCGUGUCUGGUGUCUGUGAGGAGUGUGUUUUCCCAUCCUUCAUUGUCAACGAUGCUUGCGAAUCGUGGCCCCUGCCCGUGGUGUUAGUGGUCGCAGCGCUGGUGCUUCUUGUGUUGUGGCUCUUCAUUUCCCGCUUCAAGGCCCGGAAAGAAGCAAGGAUCAAGCAUGCUUUGGAUGUAGCCUACCGGAACCUCUGGGACGAGCAUCCUGAGAUCGGGAAACACGCGGCCACCCUCCAGAGCCUUGGGAUGAAGCGCAUGCAGGUGCAGCAGAAGUUGGCUGAGAUGCAGGCGCAGCAAAGCUUGCUUGCAGGGGUUGGGCUGAACUAUCUUCUCUCAGAGGACUUCGCCAGCGUGGCAAGGGAGCGCACAAAGAAGCAGGACCCCAGCUUCAACGACAUGAAGGAUGCAUUCUGGAUGUGCGAUGAGCCGCUUGGCCACGACGUCCGGUGCCCUAGAGAUGGACGGAUGGGCUGUGCUCUGGUUGACUGGAUCCCCAGAUCUGGACGACAGGAGCAAUCCCACUUUAUGUCCUGGACAUGGCGCUACAGCUUAUCCGAGGUGCAAAGUGCCCUACGGAUAUUUCAAAGGAGUGUCGAGGAAAGCAAGGUAUUCUUCUACAUGUGCUUCUUCGUCAAUAAUCAGUUCAGGAUCAUAUUGGAGUCUACCGGGAUAGGUGCCGAGGAUUUGGAAGCUGUCUUUGAGAGCAACCUGAAGCGCAUUGGCAGGGUGGUGGCCAUCCUUGACACAUGGGACAACCCCAUGUAUUUAACGAGGAUUUGGACUGUCUACGAACAGUUUAUGGCCACCAAGUUGGAAGUGCCCGUAACUUUCGUCAUGCCCGACACAGCCAUGCAUUCCGCUCAAGAGCAGAUGUUGCAAGGUGAAGUGGGCAUGAGGCGCAUCACCGAGGCCCUCUGCAAUGCAGAUUCUGAGAAUGCAGAAGCGUGGAUGAAAGAGGAUGAAAUUAAAGUCAAAGGACUCAUUCGCAACAGCGUCGGCUUCGAUCACGUCAACAUGCAUGUGACGCAAGUGAUGGUCCAAUGGAUCUUGAGGAUAAUGCAGAACCAGUUCGAGGACCAAAUCGGCCGAGUUCGGUCCCGAUUGUUCACGCAAAAGAGCCAGAAAACGAUGGCUUCCCCUACAUCGAUAAUUGAACUUUGA